Messenger RNA from Cryptococcus amylolentus CBS 6039, 528 nucleotides. RefSeq names its product succinate dehydrogenase, cytochrome b556 subunit. Gene Ontology annotation, biological process: tricarboxylic acid cycle; mitochondrial electron transport, succinate to ubiquinone. Gene Ontology annotation, molecular function: electron transfer activity; succinate dehydrogenase activity. The transcript has 5 exons. Lineage: Eukaryota; Fungi; Basidiomycota; Tremellomycetes; Tremellales; Cryptococcaceae. The record is from RefSeq and is a predicted model, not a curated record. The coding region runs from base 1 to 528 and encodes 175 amino acids. Gene Ontology annotation, cellular component: membrane.
AUGUCCCUCCUCCGCCAGUCCAUCGCCCGCGCCGCCUUCAAGCCCUCCAUCCUCCGGUCCACCCCCGGUCUUAUGCUCGCCCAGCGACGAUUCGCUUCUACCGAGCCCAUGUCUGCCAGCGAGAAUAUCGCUCUGCUCAACUCUCAGAGGCAAUACCGACCCACAUCUCCUCACUUGGACAUCUACCAGCCUCAACUUACCUGGAUCCUGUCCAGUCUUCACCGAAUCACUGGUGUCGCCUUCUCUGGAGCUCUCUACCUUUCCGCUAUCGCCUAUCUUUUCCACCCCAUGUUCCCCGUAAUCGACUCUGCCCACAUCGUCGACCUUGUGCACACUUUCCCUGGAUGGGUCAAGGGUGGUCUGAAAUUCGCGGUGUCUCUGCCGUUCACUUUCCAUUGCUUCAAUGGUCUCAGGCAUCUGAACUGGGAUAUUGGAAAGGGCCUCACCGUCAAGGGCGUUUACCAGACCGGCUAUGCCGUCCUCGGCGCCACAUUGGCCACUUCCCUCUACCUCGCCUUCCUCCUCUAA